This is a messenger RNA of Musa acuminata subsp. malaccensis (wild Malaysian banana), 1566 nucleotides long. RefSeq lists its product as uncharacterized. Lineage: Eukaryota; Viridiplantae; Streptophyta; Magnoliopsida; Zingiberales; Musaceae. Gene Ontology annotation, cellular component: chloroplast. The record is from RefSeq and is a predicted model, not a curated record.
UUCUUCGGUCUCCAUCGCUCCGAAGAGACGCGGAUCAAAGGGGUAAGGAUUACAUAUAUUGAUUCUCCCACCCGAUACUGGGAGACAUCUCAUGUACAGGACAUUCCUUUUCAUGUAAAGCUGUGUUCCCUGCAGCUAGGAAUGGCACAUAUGCUUUGUCUUUGUUCUUUGUAAUAAUGGACUAAGAUAUCCGGGAUGCAUGUGAGCUUGAACAAGAGACAUACUCAAAGAUGGAGCUCUUCGGUGGCUUUCUAUGUGAAUCAUGGUCAUCUGAGAAUUUGUACUCUCAUCCGGAUGCUCAAAGGUGUCCAUUUCUGAGGAAUAUUAAUGAGCCAACAAACUUUUCCUUCUCAGCAUCUUUUAAUUCUCCUUUCCCAAUACAAGGAGCAAGGGCUCCAAUCUUUGAAGAUGGACCCAGUUUCGAUAUGGCAUUCAAGCUUUUCCAUGGGCACAAUGGAGUUGUCCCACUUUCAGGCAAAUCAUAUAUGCAUGAGGAGAAUGUGGAACCUAUGCCUGUCAUGCAGUUUAACCCCUUGGCAGGGAAAGCUGCUUCAAUUGGUCUCUCAGCUUUUGGCCUAGGAGGACCCUUUGGUUUUGAUUUCUUCUCAAAAAAGUGGAACGAGAAUAAGAAAUCCUCCAAGAAGGAUCAUUCUCAACAGAGGGAAGGUGGCGGCACAUCACAUGAAUCAUUAAGCCAUGAGUGGCUCAGAACAGGGCAAUGCCCAAUUGCAAAGUCUUAUAGAGCAGUGAGUGGUGUCUUGCCUCUUGUAGCAAAGAUACUACAGCCACCACCUGGAAUUAAACUCAAAUGCCCCCCUGCUGUGGUGGCUGUCCGAGCAGCAUUAGCUCGUACUGCCCUGGUGAAGACUCUCCGUCCUCAGCCGUUGCAUGCAAAAAUGUUGGCGAUUGCUUUGCUAGGCAUGGCUGCGAAUGUGCCCCUUGGUGUGUGGAGAGAGCAUACCGAAAAGUUCUCACCUCAGUGGUUUGCUGCAGUCCAUGCAGCCGUGCCAUUUAUUGCAAUGCUCAGGAAGUCAGUCGUCAUGCCCAAGACCGCUAUGGCACUGACCAUAGCAGCUUCAAUCUUAGGCCAGACAAUUGGUUCGAGGGCUGAGCGGCUCCGGCUUAAGUCAGCAGCAUCCAAGGACCCAAGCAACAUGAACCAGGCAGCCAUAGGUCUCAAAAUAAGCAGAAACUGCAGUGACGAUGAGGCAAGAGUCUGGAAGUCUCUUCCGCUUAAGGUGGCUGGCCCAGGCUCGUCGUCAGUUACAUCACCAACAGUAAGCAUGUGUUUCUAAGGAGUCUUGUACCUAAGUUUCGGUAUCUAUUACUGUUCAAAUGCUGUUUCAUCCUCUGGAAUUCUUUGCUUUACCAAUGUACUGGUAUAGUAUUUUCCUUGCAACAUAGUGUUGUUACGUGCAGGAGCUGUGUCAAACUGUCAUGCUUGUUUUACUCUGCUGCUGAUAUUAUGUGCUGGAUAUGCCUGGUCUUGUUACUGAGUUGUGUUUUGAUGAAACAAAGGCAUUGUAUAUUUCUUUAGCUUAUUGAUUUUGUCACAACUGUUGUGCU